GAUGUUGCCUUUUCCAUACGUGCUCAAAAACAGGCGUCUACGAAGUACAGUCCAUUCUUCCUUAUGUUUGGUCGGCAUCCAAGAACUCCGAUAGAAAUGGAAGAAGAAGAGGAAACUUUGGAAGAGACUGCUAACAAUAAGGAGGAAGCUAUCUUUGAAAGUGAUGCAGACAUGGACAGAAUGGUGGCAAACAGAGAUAGUUUGAUGACACGUGUUGACCAACAGGUUCAGCAAAAUGUUUUAGAAGCCCAAGCCAAGCAACAGAAACAAUUUGCUAAACGGAAAUUAAAAGGGGUCAAAGUUUUUCAGUUUUCCAUUGGUGACCUUGUUCUUCGAAAGGUUAUGAAGAAUGUGGGACGGAAGGGUGGAAAGUUAGAUGCUUUGUGGACUGCCCCUUAUAGAAUUGUUGAUAUUGAUGAUCAUCAGAGGAAAGCUUUAGAGUACCCCGAGACUGGGCAACUCUUAAAGGUGAAGGCACUGUAUCAACAGGUCCGACCACACAAGACUAGCCACCUUCAUGAACCACAAACAGUGGCUCGAGUUUGUGUAGUUUGUGCUGUCUGUUGUAGUUGGUAUAUUUUGUAGUCUGUUAGCUGUACGUCUUAUGUCUUAGUUGUUUUUAUGUUUGCCCCAAGAGGGAAUUGUACCUUUUUAGGUUCGACAGAAAUAUAUCAUUCAUUCAU
Corticium candelabrum is the source of this 683-nucleotide messenger RNA. RefSeq lists its product as uncharacterized. The record is from RefSeq and is a predicted model, not a curated record. The coding region runs from base 64 to 585 and encodes 173 amino acids. The transcript has 4 exons. NCBI's taxonomy places the organism in Eukaryota, Metazoa, Porifera, Homoscleromorpha, Homosclerophorida, Plakinidae.